Molecule: messenger RNA, 3815 nt
Organism: Spinacia oleracea (spinach)
Lineage: Eukaryota; Viridiplantae; Streptophyta; Magnoliopsida; Caryophyllales; Amaranthaceae
Product: probable tetraacyldisaccharide 4'-kinase, mitochondrial
Exons: 10
Coding region: 111-1331 (406 amino acids)
Biological process (GO): lipid A biosynthetic process
Molecular function (GO): ATP binding; lipid-A 4'-kinase activity
Source: RefSeq, a predicted model, not a curated record
CGGAGUGAUAAAUGAUUGUUUGAGGAAGAUUUCUUGUUCUUUUGUUUUAUUAGUGUCAAUUCAAACCCUAAGUCAAAACUUAUAAUUCAUUCAAAUCAAUUUGUAAAGAGAUGGAAAAAUUGAAGAGAGUAGUGAGCGAAAUAGCUUAUUCCCAUGAUUUCUCCAAACUCUCUCAACUUCACCGCUCUCUUCUCCCUCUCCUUACAUUAGCUUCUUGUUUCUAUAAUUUCUCUGUUACUACCCGCCACCAUCUUUACUCUCUUGGUAAGCAAAGGUUGCCGGUGCCAGUGAUUAGUGUUGGGAAUUUGACGUGGGGAGGAAAUGGGAAGACUCCAAUGGUGGAGUUUCUGUGUCACUGGUUUUGUAAUUCUGGGAUUUCUCCACUCAUUCUUUCCAGGGGUUAUGCUGGAGGGGAUGAAGUUAAAAUGCUUGAAAGGCAUCUUAUGGGAACAUCUGCAAAGGUUGGCAUUGGUGCAAACAGGGCUACUGCUGCUAAUCAGUUUCUUGAAAGAUAUGGCCAUAUAGAUUCAUGCACCAAUAAUUUCUUCGAGAACUUGCUUUUGGUGAACAAAGUUGGUACUGAUGUUACGUCAGACAAAAUUGGUGUUGCUAUUCUUGAUGAUGGAAUGCAGCAUGUGAGCUUGGAACGUGACUUGGACAUUGUGAUGGUAAAUGGAUUGACGCCAUGGGGGAACAAUCAAUUAAUUCCCCUCGGACCUUUGCGGGAACCAUUGUCUUCCCUUGCAAGAGCAGAUAUCAUUGUGAUCCACCAUGCUGAUCUGGUGCCUGAGAAAAAUCUUAUCAGUCUAAAACUUGGGAUUCAAGAGAUAAAAAAGUCCCUUCCUGUUUUCUUCAGUAGAAUGGUUCCUUCACACUUCUUCACGGUUCACAAUGUCGGCACUGAAUUACCUUUGUCGGCAGUUAAAAGCAGGGUCUUACUAUGCCUCUCUGCGAUUGGUUCUCCAAAAGGUUUCGUGAAGUGUAUUGAAAAGCUAGGACCAUCACAUGUUGAUCAGCUUCACUACAGUGAUCAUUACUUGUUUCAAUCCAAGGAUAUUUGCAUGAUGAUGAGGAGACUUGAAGAGCUCCAUCACAAUUUUGGAUGCAGACCUAUUGUUGUCACAACUGAAAAGGACUACGACCGGGAUUGUGAAAUUCUCUCAAAGUUACAUCCUUUCGACAUUCUUGUACUCUGUUCUCAUCUUCAAUUUGUCCCUCAUAAUGGAAGCUCAGAGAAAGGUUUCAAGGAGCUGUUAAAGCAACUAUUGGAUUCAAGACCAAGGAGACAUAAAUUAACACCGAGCACCGAGGAUACAACCUCUUCAACCUAAGCAAUGCCAAAAAGCGGCAAAUGAUCGGUUGACGGUUGCAGGGCCUUUUCUUGUUGAAAGACAACUAAGUGAAAAGGGAAGGCUAAGCUUAUCCUUCUUGGCGAGAUAUCGAGUGUCACUCAACGUACAAACAUCACCAUUGCAUACAUACCUUUUCGAGCUUGGUGGUUCAGAGAAACAACUGAAGAGAUUGAAGAAUGAAGCCAUGGUUUUCUGGAAUUGGCUUUUCCAGCUUAACUUCCGUGUUUAUUUUGUUUGGUGUUUAAUUUGCAUGUGAAACAAAUAAGAAGAUGAAGAUUUAUAGCAUACAAAACUUGACCAUGUAGUUGAGGUUUGUUUGCAUUAAUAAAACCGGUCAAGUUUUUCACGUGGAAUUUAAAUCAAUUAAAUGUAUAAAUGGCCCUACAUUUAGCUGGCCUUUUUUUUUUCUUUGUGUUUAUACCAAAUGCCACGACAAUUUGUUCAUAUCAAUCAAUUCAAUUCAAUUCAUAUUUGGUAAUGUAUAUGGUGGUGAAAGCGUGAUAGAGAUUUAAUAUUAUUCAUGUGUUCUAGAAUUGUUUUCGUAUUAAAUGCGUCUAAGCUAACCAAGUCCAAGUCUAUAUGAUUAGGCCUUUUUUAACUUCGAAGAAGUACGGAGUGUAAUAUAAUGAUGUCAAAGAACAAGACUUCGAACAUUACGAAUGGAUCUGGACCCUAUCCAGACCCGGUGGAUUCAGAUCCGUUUUACAGGAUCUGGAUCUUCAAAAUUUGGACCCUGCGGACUUGGAUCCGGAUCCGGAUCCGGAUCCGUUUCUAGCGGAUAGGAUUUGGAUUUGGAUCUCGUUUUUAAGAUCCAAAUCCGGUCCAGAUCCAUUUUAAAAUAAAAUUUUAUUUUUAAUAAAAAAUAUGUUGAAUUUGAAUUUUUCAUAAUUUUGAUAUUUAUUUUCUUUAUUCAGUUAGAAUAUAUUUUGCAUCAUAGGAUGAAUGCAUAAUUUUAAUUUUUUUUUUUGUAAAAGGUAGUGUAAAAUAAUAUUUUUUGAAGGAAAAAAUAAAUAUAUGUGGAUCUAGAUCCUACCCGCGUAUCCGUUGGAUACAGCGAAUCUGGAUCUAAAAAUUUUGAACCCGCGGAUCCGGAUCUGGAUUUUGAUCCAUGUGUGGAAAACGGAUCUGGAUCUGGAUCCAGUUGGAACCGGUUCAGAUCCUACCCAUUGCCAUCCCUAAUUACGAGACUUAUAACGUCUUAACGAUUAGGAAUGAUAAUGGAUCGGAGUUGGAUCGAGUCUGACAAGAUCCAGCCUGAGACCCAAUUUUCGGAGGUGGAUCCAAAUUUGAACCGUGGGCCUAAAAAAAUUAAAUCAAGACCAAUAUCCAAUGGGUCUAGAGUCUGAUAUGCGUUCUAAAUGGGUCUGGGAAUCUAGGCCCAUUUAUUUUCCUAAAACUUUUAUCGAUCAUUUUUCUUAUCAUAUACUUCCUCCGUUUUUUUCCUUUGCACCAUAUGGGUUGGACACCAAGAUUAAGAAAAACUAUAAAUAUCAAAAUUGCAAACCCCUUCUAACUUCCUCGCUAAGUUGUCCAACUGUACCAUCAGGUUCUUGAUUUGCAAUUAAUCAAGACCUCUAGCCAAAGCCGUAAACUCAGGUUUAAAAGAAGAGCAGUGACCAAAGUUUGCCAUGAAAGCUGAGACACAGUUACAUGCUUAGCAAAUUAGCCUGUCUUUUAAGUUUCAAUUAUCUAAGAGUAUAAAAUAUAGGCCGAGACAAGGGUUUAUAUUUUAUACUAUGUAAUUGUAUUAUAUAUUAUAUUAGCAAAAGUUGCAGAGUAAUUUUGUGAAACCUUCUCUUAUAGGACUGAUCUAGCAAUGAAGUACUCAUUAUGAGUUUUGUAAUCUGUAUACCCAUCUGAGAAACAUGUUGUUGAGUCUCUGUUGGCGUUUGUGAAUGCUUUACAUUAGCCUGUAAAUGCGCAACUUGCAGGGCAUCUUUCAGCAGCAAUACGAGUUUGAGUUCGUGAUUAGUACAUGGAAGAAGGAACACCUUCAGCAGCAUUUUGUAAAUUUAAGUUCAUAUUCACAUAGCUAGAUAAGGGAUAGUACUUGAAAUGUUGAUUCUUUGUAUUGUUGUACUGAUACAUUUUAGUCUACUAAGUAUGUGUUACUAGUAGAUUUUUUAGGAGGCUAAGUUUUAAAAGUUUAUCCCAUGGAGAUGAACCUCUGAUUGAAGUUGUGGUGAUGGAGGAAGGAUGGCUGCACGAUUCGACGAAAAAGCAAAUUGUGGAAAAUUGUUGAAAUGAUUUCUACAAGUCGGACCUCCGGUGUCCGAAUGCUUAAUAGAAUAUUUUUUGAGCUAUCCGAUUUCGUUAGGGCUCGAAAACUGCAAUUUAAUUAUUUUCGAGUUUUGUUUUUAAUUCUUUUUCGUAAUAGGAUUUUGUGUUAACUAUUUAAAUACUUUUGAGAUGUCAUUAGAAAUCAACUAUUCUUUUGAUAAUAAAAUUCAGAGAAUUUAUCUA